UUGCUGCGGUUCUGGUGGCCAAACUCUGGUGGCCGGAUCCGACAGCGUUUCUGGUGGACCGAUCUGGUGGCUGCUGUCCGUGGCGUCUCCAACCUCCACAAACCAGGUCCCAAAAACAGCACACCAGCUGUUUGACAAAAAGCACCAAAGACCGAUUUUGGCUCUCCCUUGUUUAGCUGCUGUCUGUUUUGCUUUUUCCGGCUCCUGCUGCAGGAGUUUUUUGGUUCCACAUGACUUCUCCGGGAGGUCUGAAUCUCCCAAUAGUUUCGAACAAUUUUGCCUGCAAUAAUUCCCCGAUGAAUGACUACACAAAGACUGGUGCGGGCUCGGCUGGCGGUAACGGAGCAGAUUCUGCUUUUGUGGAGGAACGAGAAGUUGCUAUACCCAACGCCACAGCUAUCUCAAACCCUAAUGAUUCGGAUGUGGGGGCUGAAAAAAUGCCCAACUCCAAAUCGUAUGCUGAUAUCACGAUGAACAGGCCACCGAGACGUCCCGACCUAGCUGCUCAUCGGUUUCACUCAUUACGUCCCACCAAAGAGGGAGAGCAGUUUUCCUUAAAAGUUCCUCAGCACCUAUAUGCGCAAGAAGUCAGUAAGGAAUUCUCUCAUGCUAUUAUUGGUCGUCUUCUCCUUCGUAAAGGAGACAAACCUCAACCUGCAUUGCUUCUCAAGGCAGAACUUCACAAAAUUUGGAAAUUAGAAUCUGAGUGGCAACUUAUUCCUCUUGGGAAAGGGUAUUAUACGCUGGCUUUCCGGACUCCUGAAGACAAAACUCGUGCUAAAGCCAAGCCGGUCUGGGAAUUAUCUUGUGGUCAUGUACGUCUUCGAGAAUGGUCCAAACACUUUGAUCCAUUUAAAGAGCAUUCUUCCAUGGCGAAUGUAUGGGUGAGGAUACAUUAUUUGCCAAUUGAGUAUUGGCAUCCUGAGAUUCUAGCCGGGAUUGGGCGGUACAUUGGUCAUCCUAUUAAAAUUGAUGGAGCCUCGGCUCGUCGUGAUUUUGGGCAGUUCGCGCGCCUUCUUAUUGAGUUAGAUAUGUCCAAAUCCUUUCCUACUACCCUCUUAAUUGAUAACGAUACUUUUUCGUUCUAUGUUGAAUUCACGUAUGAGAAUUUACCUUUCUAUUGCUCAAAAUGUAAACUUACAGGACAUCCCACCGAAAAGUGUCGGAAAAUUUCGGUUAAGAAGGUUGUGGAAGAUGAUGUUCAAGAUAGAAAUCAACAGCCUUUGGUUAAAAAUGGGAAACAGUGGCAACCUAUCUCUGGUGAUGCAAGAGACGAGAGAGAACAUGAGCAGGAGACAGCAAAGGGAGAUAGGUCGGUUGAGGUGGGUUCGAGACGCGAAGACAUACAGGUUUCCCCAGCUCGUUUGGACCCGGGAUGUUACUCACUUCAGAAAAAUGAUCACCAGAAACAGUUAGGCUUGCCGGUUUCGGCGUCGAACAACAGUUUUGCCCUGUUGGAUAACGAAGGCACUGAAUUGCUUGAAGAACCGGAGCAGCAGCGGCGGCCAGUCAACAUUUCUGCGAUCCAUGAUGGCCAUAUCUCGGAGGAGGUUUCGGAUGAGGAUGAAGAAGUGAACUAUGACAGCAGUGGGAAGUACGUUUCCACAACGGAUGAUAUUGCUGUUAAUAAUGCCUUGAAAGCUCAAAGACUUGAGCAGAUUUUGGCGAUAGCUAAAGCGCCCAUGCCAGAAACAGUUGCUCCUGCUAAGCGACGAGGAAGACCAUCCAAACAGGAGCAAGCUGCUAGGGCAGCGGAGAACACAGCCAACAGGCCAGCGGACACAACCAUUAAAAGUAGACUUCGUAACACGGGUGAUACGUCGCGUACUUUUGUGAUUGAUAAAAGUAAUAGAGACAGCGCUCUAGCCAUGGAGAGCGUCGCCAAAGAGAGCUGGGCGGAAGAGGUUGAAAGAAGCGGAGCUGCCUCCGCUAACAUAAAUCAAUUCUGAUGAAUAUUAUUGCAU
This is a messenger RNA of Salvia miltiorrhiza (redroot sage), 1964 nucleotides long. RefSeq lists its product as uncharacterized. NCBI's taxonomy places the organism in Eukaryota, Viridiplantae, Streptophyta, Magnoliopsida, Lamiales, Lamiaceae. The record is from RefSeq and is a predicted model, not a curated record. Bases 231 to 1949 code for a protein of 572 amino acids. The transcript has 2 exons.